Molecule: messenger RNA, 1737 nt
Organism: Amphibalanus amphitrite
Lineage: Eukaryota; Metazoa; Arthropoda; Thecostraca; Balanomorpha; Balanidae
Exons: 6
Coding region: 139-1026 (295 amino acids)
Source: RefSeq, a predicted model, not a curated record
CAUCGCUGGCGGUCCGCCGUCGACGAUAUCGUCGGCGACUGUCGGCGGGAGCUAACCGAUCAGCAAACCCGCGGUGGAGAGGACCCGGCGCCGGCCACGAGCCUAGAGCUCGUAUUGAAGGCACAGGACCAGCCGAAGAUGACCGAACUGCAGGCGCCGACCGCUGAGACGGACACCGACCUCCGACUGGUCGCGGCCACCUGCCACGCCCUGGAAAAGGCCAACCUGCGCGGCUUUAAGCUGCGGGUCUCUGCCCUGCGCCGGCUGGCGCGUGCCAACGCCUCCAGUCUUCGUGAGCUGACGCUGCCGGCCGGCAUCAACGACUGGCAGCUGGAGGCGCUGCUGGAGCCGCUGAAGGCUCUGGAGCGGCUCGAUGUGAGCCCACCCGUGGACAGCUCCGGCAAGUGGCUUCGGCUGCUGCCCAAGUCACUGAGGAGACUGAACAUCACUGGGUCGGGGAUGACUCGGGAGCCGGUGAAAUAUGGAGUCGGAAGAUGUCCGUCGGAGGGACUGCUGGUCGGUGUACAGCUGGCAACGGACGCACUCCUGGACCAGCUGGCUGCUCUGGCGACCCACACAGUCACAGGGCUAGUCAUUUGUGAGUCACCGUCCGUGACACCGGAAGCGACGGGACGCCUCCUGGCUACCCUCACCAGCUUGAAGGACGUCACUCUUCACGGAGCGGGCGUCAUUUCCGAAACUGUGCUGUCCGCCCUUCACGGCUGUUCCCAGCUGGAUACGGUGCAGCUCAGUGACACCCGGUCCCUCGCGGACAUCCCUGCCCUGACCCAGUCAGAGGUGGCAGCGGUCAGCAGGAUGGCAGUGACUUGCAGGAAACUGAAGAACCUGUAUCUUAUCUCCUCAAUCAAUAACCGCCAGGCCGUCCUGACCACCCUGCACGAGACCAACCUGGGAUGUGAUAGUGGCCAGUCCCGUACCAUCAAUCUCUGGGUCCCAAAGUCUGUAUUGGACAAGCUUACUAAGCCUCCCAAUGGCAGCAAAAUAUGCUUGAGUUCCUACACGUAAACGACCAGCUUCCCGGUGCCUCUUCCGCUCCGGUGCCGGCGGCAGUGUCGGAACUCGACAACAGAUGGCAGCACCGUGUCCCGUCGGCAGCGCUGUACGGGGCACAAUACACAUCUAGACAUUCAUAUCCAGAAGUGCCUCGAGCCGCCCUGUCCCAUGGGGUCAGAUUCGUGGGUACUUUACCGCUGUACCAGGCUGGUUUGGGUUGAGUAGCCACUUAAUGGUCAUUUGAUUUAGGCACAGGCCACAGAUUGCUAUGUUUGUUGAGGUUGACACUGCUUUGAUAGACAGUGGAUAUAUUCAGUAUCUGAGAUGUAUCACGCUCUGGGCCACUGUCCAGCCGUCGGUGAACCGUCGUCACCGUGCCGGAGGUACCGCCUGGUGACGUCACGUGUGUUGUGACGUGACGUCACGCUGGCUCACAACGCUGUGCUGUUGUGUCGUAGUUUCAGUUUAGACCAGAGAGUGGUUGGAGCUAGCUGUGAGAGUGGCCGGUCCAGGCGAUAUCGGACCUCGCCCGUCACUGUGUCGGACCGUCGGUGGUCCGGUCGGUUGUGGUUCGUUUGGACCAGAUUUGUCCGGUUGUGGUUCGUUUAGACCAGAUAUGUCUGGCUGUGGUUCGUUUGGACCAGAUUUGGCCGGUUCGAUGUCGUUCAUGUAAUAUCAAGGACUAUGUGAAAUAGAGACGAUUGAAAUACACAACUGGCGGAU